This is a messenger RNA of Mobula hypostoma (lesser devil ray), 1347 nucleotides long. RefSeq lists its product as uncharacterized. Gene Ontology annotation, molecular function: catalytic activity. The record is from RefSeq and is a predicted model, not a curated record. NCBI's taxonomy places the organism in Eukaryota, Metazoa, Chordata, Chondrichthyes, Myliobatiformes, Myliobatidae. The transcript has 2 exons. The annotation marks the transcript as partial.
AUGGACCUUAAACUGGCGUCCUUAAACGUCCGCAGUGUGAAGAGUACUGGGCGUUGCGUCAGCGCGGUUCGGUACUUGAACACCGUGAACGCCGACGUGACCUUCUUGCAGGAGUGCGGUCUGCCGCACCUCAGGAGUUAUCGACGGUGGUCACGGUGGUGGUCCCAGGGUUUGUCGGUGUGGUCGGGGGGCAACGAUAGUCGCGCUUCCGGCCUGGGGGUUCUGCUGCGGGGAGGCAACUUCUCAAUCACCCAAGUUAAAGAGGUGGUUGCGGGGCGCCUCAUGAUAGCAGACGUCAAAUACCGGGGCACUCCGCUCCGGCUGAUCAACGUGUACGCCUCCCCCGUGCGGAGCGAGCGGCUGGCCGUCUUCGAGCAGCUCCCAAAGCUGCUGGUGACGCCCCAGCCGGUCGUUCUGGCCGGAGACUUCAACUGCACCAUUGAUGCGGCUGGAGGACCCGGCAGGCUGGACAGUACCUCCAGACUCCUGAUGGAAACGAUAAAGCCAGCCAAGCUGCGCGACGCCUGUCGCACCCCCACAGGUGGAGCACAGCCGCAAGCCACCCGGACACGAUCGGACGGCUCAGCCCGCUCCCGGAUCGACUUCCUCUUCCUGUCAGAGCCCCUCACAGUCAGGUCCACUGACGUCACGCCGGUGUUCUUCUCUGACCACUGCCUUCUGAGAGCCACCUGUCUCUUACGGGAAGACCAGAAGGCAGGCAGGGGGACGUGGAAGCUGAAUAUGAGGAAGGGCAUCAUCACCCUCAUCUACAAGCAGAAGGGGGAAAGGGAGGACAUUAGGAAUUGGAGACCCAUCUCUCUCCUGAAUGUGGAUUACAAGAUCCUGUCCAAGGCUAUCGCCAACAGGGUCAGGUCUGCUCUGGGACAGGUGAUCCACCCGGACCAAACCUGUGCUGUACCGGGCAGGAAGAUCUCAGACAGCCUCGCGCUGCUGAGGGACACCAUCGCCUACGUGCAGGACAGGGGGGUGGACGCCUGCCUGGUCAGCUUGGACCAGGAGAAAGCCUUCGACAGGAUAUCGCACACGUACAUGGCGGACGUGCUCUCCAAAAUGGGAUUUGGGGAGGGAAUCCGGAAUUGGAUUAGACUGCUCUACACAGACAUCCGUAGUGCAGUCCAGGUCAUCGGGUGGGAAACAGACAGCUUCCCCAUCAGGUCUGGAGUCGGGCAGGGUUGUCCCCUCUCCCCUGUCUUGUUCGCGUGCUGUAUGGAGCCCUUUGCCGAGGCCAUCAGGAGGGAUGAGGGUAUAAGAGGGGUGACGCUGCCAGGCAGUGGAGGGACCCAAGUGAAAACCUCCCUGUACAUGGACGACGUCACUGUCUUCUGC